Messenger RNA from Medioppia subpectinata, 489 nucleotides. NCBI's taxonomy places the organism in Eukaryota, Metazoa, Arthropoda, Arachnida, Sarcoptiformes, Oppiidae. The record is from the annotation of a GenBank genome assembly.
AUGGAUAUGAAUGCACUUACUUACAACCCAUUCAUAUACUGUUGGCUUAAUAAGGACUUUAAACAACGGGUUCGGCGACUAUUUCGGUGCAACGCCAGCGCCGGUACGGCCGGUGCCGUCAAUGGCCGGUCCGGUAACCGGGAGUCGACUGUCGUUCGCAACGAGUCGUGCGAUCAAAUCACUCUACAGUCCAUACACUGUAAUAAUAAUGACAAUAACAACAGCCAAACGCCUGUUAAUAACGACCAAAUGCUUUACAACCCAUUCAUAUACUGUUGGCUUAAUAAGGACUUUAAACAACGGGUUCGGCGACUAUUUCGGUGCAACGCCAGCGCCGGUACGGCCGGUGCCGUCAACGGCCGGUCCGGUGGCCGGGAGUCGACUGUCGUUCGCAACGAAUCGUGCGAUCAAAUCACACUACAGUCCAUACACUGUCAUAAUAAUGACAAUAACAACAGCCAAACGCCCGCUAAUAAUCAUUAUAAUUAA